AUGAUUGGAUGUCCAAACCAAAGCACACCAGAUGAAUUCCACAUUGUAGCAUUCUCAGCCUCUCCGGCUGGCCAACUUUCACUCUUCAUUGUCAUUCUGUUGAUGUAUCUGUUGACCAUACUUGGAAAUGUCACCAUUAUUACACUUGUAUGCGCAGUAACCAAAUUGCACACCCCAAUGUAUUUCUUUCUUUGUAAUCUCUCCUUUUUAGAUGUGAUAUCCACCUCUUCAUUCACCCCAAAAUUACUUUUCAUCACCCUAACACAAAAUCACAAGAUCUCCUUCCAAGGUUGUAUAACUCAGCUGUAUUUAUUUGUGCAAUGUGGACUUAGCGUGAUCUUCAUCCUGACAUCGAUGGCAUAUGACCGUUACGUGGCAAUCUGUAAGCCGCUGCAGUAUUACUUAAUCAUGAGCAAGGCUCUAUGCAUCACAAUGGCUGCUAUAUCCUGGCUUAUUGGAAUUCUGAAUUCAGUGAUGCACGCCAUACUCACCUCUCUAUUAUUAUUUUGCAUUUCUCGUGACAUCAACAAUUUCUUCUGUGAGCUCAACUCAGUGCUCUCAAUUUCAUCCAGUAACAUCAAAAGCAGGAAGCUUCUAAUAGCUGUUGAAGAUGUUUUAGUUGGCUUUGUGCCAUUUUUGCUUAUCAUAAUCUCCUACAUUUUUAUUAUAUUGAAUGUUUUGAAGAUCCGCUCCAGACAUGGGCGUCUUAAAGCAUUUUCCAGCUGCACCUCCCACCUUUUUACUGUUAUCUUAUUUGGUGGCCCGAGCAUCUUUCUAUACAUAAAGUCAGAAUUUGGACAUGGGGUAGGGGAAGACAAGUUGCUUUCAAUACUUUUUCUUAUUGUGGUUCCUAUGUUAAAUCCUCUGGUGUAUAGCUUAAGGAACAAAGACAUACGGGAUGCCACUAGAGUAGUAGGUAACCUCAAAAAGAAAAUUUUCUAG
Nanorana parkeri is the source of this 942-nucleotide messenger RNA. Its product is annotated as olfactory receptor 5V1-like. The record is from RefSeq and is a predicted model, not a curated record. Lineage: Eukaryota; Metazoa; Chordata; Amphibia; Anura; Dicroglossidae. Gene Ontology annotation, biological process: G protein-coupled receptor signaling pathway. The coding region runs from base 1 to 942 and encodes 313 amino acids. Gene Ontology annotation, cellular component: membrane. The transcript has a single exon. Gene Ontology annotation, molecular function: G protein-coupled receptor activity; olfactory receptor activity.